AGUAGUACAUGCCGAAAUCCCUGCCAGCGAGAAUAUAUAUCGAUUACUAGAGCCUCGUUUCUGUAUUAAUGCUGGUUUAGUCGCAUGGGCAGUGUAGUUCGUCAAGAUCGAAGCAUUGCCUGAUCUUGUCUUUCAGAGUCUCCAAGUUAGAGAAACGCCAGCCAUCUUCUCUCAUUCUUUCCUUACUUGUAAAAGUCCAUAAGAAAAUCGCUACGACUGCGCUCCUGGCGGAGAGGGUGGUUGUUAAAAUAAAUACUGCGCCUCUAACUCUAGAAUUUUCGACGGAAAACACGAAGUUUUUGAUACAGCUAUAUCCAGUUUAUCUAAAUAUUAUCAAGAUAUUUCCCUAGAGUGUUAUAAAGAACUUACAGAGGAAAGUUACGGGGACUAGAACAUCCAUAACGAAGAGAUCCAAGUCGCGUGCAUUCGCAAAUGAACAUUUAAUUGACUUGAUUACUUAAUGCUACAAACAUGAUUAUUUCUCCAAGCCGGAAUUCGAUUUCCUUGUUAAUCCUCUUAUGGGUAAGCACGUGUGAGAGCUUUGUCUUGGAAGGCUCACCCACUUCUUACACUCAGUUCAAAAAGUGGUACCUAAGUUUAAACGGAUCUCUUUCUUUCGAAUUUCAAACGAAUGAGCUCGAAGGGCUUCUUCUUUAUACCGAUGAUGGAAGAAUGCAUCAUUUCUUUGAGCUCAAGCUCGUUGAAGGUACCUUACGGCUGCGUUACAAUCUGGGAGGCGGCUCCACAUUGAUAACUGUCGGUCGGGCUUUACAUGAUGGUGAAUGGCACCGCGUAGUAAUUACACGGAAUAUCGAAGAAACGUCUUUACGUGUUGAUGACGAAGUUGAAAGUAGCCUAACACCUGGAAGGGAAUUUGAUUUUGGAAACGUGUCAGUAAAUAGUUUUGUAUAUAUAGGAGGUUUGCCAGUUUGGUAUAAGUCGAAACUUCCCCAACUAGCUUUACCUUCUGCUUUCUUCGAGCCUCGUUUCAAGGGAGCCAUACGAAACAUUUUUUACGCUAGUGACGAAGGCCCCGCUCGAAAUCAAGACAUGAUAGCCUUUCUUGGUGUACGAAACAACGAGAUGAAUUAUUGCAAUCAUCGUGAUCCAUGCCGGCAUGGUGGUGUCUGCAUUAGUUCGGAUAGUGGCGCCAUCUGUGAUUGUAAGAAUUUAGACUACGAAGGCAGCUUUUGUGAAAAAGAUAAAGCCGCGUCAGAAGCUACUUUUCGAGGGGCAGAAUUUCUCAGCUACGACUUCAAGUCCUUAGGAGACGAGCCCAUCAUCGCUUCAAGCGACAGUGUGUCCUUGUUUUUCAAGACUCGCCAGCCCCACGGGAUGCUGUUUUACACGGGGGAUGGAGACGACUUCCUUAGCUUAUCGCUACGUGGCGGGGGUAUCGUUCUCACGGUCAGCCUGGGCUCGGGCUCUCUUGAAAGAGUCGUGCGGCCUAGUAAAGUGCGCUUUGAUGACAACCAGUGGCAUAAAGUGUUGGUUCACCGAAAAGUUCGAAAAAUCACGGAUAGCACGAGCUUCUGUCACCUCUCUAUUGCUGUUGACGGAGUCUACACACAACGUGGCUCCACAGCAGGCACCUUCACCCUCUUGUAUAGCAAGCAGAUAUAUGUAGGAGGCAGUAACAUAACCAGUGGACACCUAGGAAUACAUAGUCGUAUCAGUUUUGUUGGAUGUUUACGAAAAGUGCGGUUUUUAGCAGAUAGCUUAAAUCUGGACUUAAUAGAACUUGCUGCCACUGGAAGCAAGGUUGUCAGUCCCCAUGGCAACUUUCAGUUUGCAUGCCACGAAGUUGAAGCAGCAGAUCCCAUCACCUUCACUACUAAGGAGUCAUUUCUGGCUUUAUCACGCUGGGAUGCACCUCGUGGAGGAAGGAUAUCUUUCAAAAUUCGAACCAACGAACCCAAUGGUGUUCUUAUGUAUAACAGCGGUGCCACCGCUCAAGGAGAUUUUUUUGCUUUCGAGCUCCUGGCAGGUCAUGUUUACCUGCUCCUGAACUUAGGUUCCGGUUCGGUCAAGGUAAAGGCCACUACUCGUCGAGUGGACGAUGGUCACUGGCAUAGAAUUUCUUUGACUAGAAAGAGCAGGUCCGGGCGAGUAAUAGUAGACGAAUAUUCUGUUGAGUUUUUUACACAAGGCAAUUCCAACCAGCUUGAUCUAGAGGGACCCUUAUAUCUUGGUGGAAUAGGAACAAGUCCGGAAGGCAUAGCCGUUCCACCAGAACUCUGGUCGGGAAAGCUGCAGUACGGUUACGUCGGCUGCAUGCGAGACCUUGUCGUUAACGAUAAUGCUGUGGAUAUUGCUCUUUACGCCCAGAAACAAGACUCGGGCAGUAUUCGCCCCGCCUGCCACACUUCACCGCCUCAGUGUGAUAGUCAACCAUGUUUAAACGGGGGAUUUUGUACAGAGGGCUGGAACCGCUAUAUCUGUGACUGCAGCAGGACGAACUUCACUGGUCCCGUCUGUGCCAAAGACGCCACGACCCUUAGUUUUGAUGGAGAGCAGUACAUGAAAAUUCAAAUUCCCGAGAUCUCUCGAACUCAAGCCGAAGACAUCCGAUUAAGAUUUCGAACAACUCGUCCAAAUGGUCUUCUCUUGGCGACAACACUAGAAAAAUCAGUCAGCCAUCUAGUGGUAGCCUUGGAAUCUGGAAGUAUUAAAGUUAUCCUGAAUUUAGGAGAUGGAAAUAAGGUCCUUCACGUGGGUCACAGAUUGAAUGACGACCAGUGGCACACAUUGCAGAUUAUUCGACGUGGUCACAACUUAGUAGUCAGAGCCGACUCAGAAACACUCAGUGGAGAACUAGUUGGCCACCAGAUGACACUAGAAUUCCAGGAUCUUCACAUUGGUGCCUAUACUCCUUCUGGUAUACCUGUUUAUUCUCCACAGAGCCAGGCUAGAGAUGUUCCUAACUUUGUUGGCCAUAUGCAACAGUUGGUAUUCAACGGAGAUCAGUAUUUUGAGAUGGCUAGAACUGGACAGCUUAUUAAUUUUCAGGUGACAGCUAAGUUUGGAAAGAAAGAACAGAUUGUUCAUCAUCCCGUCACAUUUAAAUCUAAGUAUACAUUUUUAGGAAUUUCUCAGUUGAAGGCUUAUUCUACCAUGAACUUAUAUUUCCAGUUUAAGACACUAGAACCAAACGGUCUGAUUAUUUACAACAAUGGUAAAGAGCAAGACUUUAUUGCUAUAGAGCUAGUAGACGGACAUCUUGACUACAUCUUUAACUUAGGAGAUGGCCCCAGAAAAGUGAGGUCAAACACAAGGCGCACAUUGAACGACAAUAGGUGGCAUGCGGUAACCAUUGGUCGCCAGUCUUUACGUCAACAUACCUUAAUGGUCGAUGACAUGAUCUCCACAGUGACCAGUACGGGGUCCAAUGUUCAUCUGGAUUUACAUGGACUUCUGUACCUUGGUGGAGUAAGAAGAAACAUGUACAACAGCCUUCCCAAGUUGGUACAGUCGAAACAUGGAUUCGAGGGAUGCUUGGCUUCCUUGGAUCUGAACGGGGAAACUGUGGAUCCUAUUGCUGACGCCAUUAUUCCCAGUACUCUGGUGUCAGAUGGGUGCGCUGGGGCCGAUACCAAAUGUAGCAACAGUGCAUGUGCCAACAAAGGAGUAUGUGUUCAGUUAUGGAAUGGCUAUACAUGUGAUUGUGACAUGACGUCAUUCACUGGCCCCACCUGUUCAGAUGAGAGUAUAGGCUACAAGUUCGGUAGCGGCUCCGGAAUUAUCACCUUCAAUCACUCCCCUAACAGAAGUCCAGACACUAAAACAGAUCUCUUGGCACUUGGGUUCAUCACAGUCAGCGAUAAUGCUAUUUUAGUUCGAAUUGAUAGUGGCACUAGUAACGACUACUUACAAGUUGAAAUCAUGGAAGGAAAUAUCUUUGUUGUGUAUAAUCUCGGCACCUUGGAUCAUCCGAUUGGGGAACUGAGUGCGAGAGUAGACGACGGGCAAUACCACCUGAUACGAUUUACUCGCUCUGGGCCAAACUCCACAAUUCAACUAGACGAUCAUAACGUUGUCACGAAGUAUCCAAACGGAAAACAGCUUACAAUUUUUAACAGCCAUUCAAAAAUUCAAAUUGGCGGUAAAAAGGUCGAGAUGAGUGGACGCAUAGAGAAACCGUUCCAUGGAAUAAUCGCCGGGCUGGUGUUUAAUGGAGACAGACUACUAGACAUGGCUUCUGAAGGUGAUCCUAGAGUCACCGUGAAGGGUGACGUCGAAUUACUCGUAACUAUUCCGUACGAUUUCGAUCAGAUCCGGACCUUAAGUUCACAGAUGCAUCAGCCUUUGUCCAGAUUUCCUCACAGCGGUGACGACCUUGUGUUUUCUGGAGCAGGAUCUGGAUGUUUUGACGACGAAGACAAUUGUGGAGUCUUAGAGAGUGAGUCAGGUGAUGACCUAAUUACACCUAUCUUCAUUCCGCCCACCUCCAGACCACGACGUCUUUCGACACCACAACCCCCUCUUCGAACCAGUCCACGACCAGGAGAAAUAAGGCACAGUGAUGAGACACUGUGUGACGACGAAGAAGGAUGUGGAGAGGGGUCAGGGAUAGAGGAUGUCGUCGUUACUAAUCCACCUUUUAGCUAUAAUAUUCCGGAUAAAACAGGACCUGUAUCCCGAGAACCAGCAUCAGAUCCACCUCAGCUCCUCCCAUCUUCUUCCACGACUAGUGUUUGGAAUAUGGUAAACAAAGGUGAUGCUCAAAUCAAUGCAUGGAAUGCAACGACCACGUGGAAGCCUAACAGUUACAUUUCCACGCAUAACCCGCCUUCUGUGUUUCAAGUUCCUAUUCCAAAUGUAAACAAAAAUGACCAAGACCUACAUAAACCAAAUAAGAAACCUAAAAGUUCUGCCGACAACACCGCUUUAGUUAUUGGCAUCUUUGCAGGCGUUUUGAUAUCUAUAGUGUUAAUUGCCUUGAUCGUAUACAAGCUAAGAAACCGAACAGACGGUGCAUAUAAAAUUGAUGAAAGUAAAAAUUACCACUUUGAUCCUAUUUCUAACAGUCCUUCUCUACUUGCUGGACAACAGCAUGUCAACGGCAUCCUGAAGUCAACAGAAAAAGCACAUAGACUCCCUAAGAAAAAGGACAUUAAGGAUCUCAAAGAGUGGUAUGUGUAGGUUUGUCCGACCAUGGGUUUUCUCUUGAUAUUUUAUGGACUGAGAGAUCCGAAGUGCCAUCAGGAGAAACCCUACAAAAUAAAAUGACUUAUCAUAAAGAAACAUUUGAUGUAUUCCCGUGACUAUCUACAGUAAAAAUUGGAUUGGUUGCGAAGUAGAAAAGUUUUAAGUGGGAACAUUUUGAACCAGUGAGAGUAGACACAUGUUAAUGUGUACCUACGUGGACUGUCUGAUAUAAUUUAUUGAUUGAAGAAUGUAAAGGCUGGUGAAUUAUCACAAAAUUACGGACUUUUUCAGUACUAUGCUUUUGUUCAUUUAUGUGCGCAAAUACUGUGUGACCUUACAACGCCUUUCGCACUUCGGAAUGUAAUAGUGAGCUGGAUUUGAAAAACUUCACGAACAUUAUAAGUCGCGAGUAGGAUUAGACUGAUCAGACUGUCUUGGAUCGCGCGGUAUUCUUGUCUGUUCAUUGUAUAAGUAAUUAUUUUGACCAACAGUAACCACUUGGCACGUCUAUGUUGUAUAAUGUAAGCAUUUACUUUAUGGAACUAUAUCUUUCUCAAGUUGGUGGUUCUCCAAAGCUGGGUUCAUCCAAUCAAACCCCACACAUUCAGGUCCUAAUUUUGAUGUUUUACUGUAGCUAAUUUUAAGAUAUUCAUCCCUAUUUUUAUUAACAGUGAACAAAUACGAAUCCGUGUACACACAAGCGAUAAGCAGUGUGGAUGCUCUUAUUUCCGAUCCUUUAAAGCUAUGUUUCGUUAUAAAGAAAUAACGAUUGAGGAACCGUUUCGUUCAGUUUUAUUUCGGCGUUUUUAAACUAUGACUCAAAGUACCAAGCGGACAGAAGAUACAUACACUAGUGUCUUCUGUCAAUAUAGUCUGUAAAUAUUCCGUCGUAUGCAUUAUUAUAUCCAAUGCCCCUUUGCUUUAGCGAUGUUUUAGAUAUAUAUAUAUAUACAAGUACGAGAAUACAAAACAUUAUAACACUGUAGAACUUUGAGACUUAAAUUAUUCAAAUACGAGCUUCAUUUGUAUGUGUCUGUAAGCAUAUUUAAGAAAAGAUAAUUGUAAUUUAAACCUUCGCUACUGAUUCUUAGCACAUUAACUGUUUUUUGUGUUUUGUCAGUUGCUAGGCUACAUUUCGGUCAGACAACUUCUUGGCUGCCAGUGUUUGGUCGUUGUUUGAUGUAUAGUAUCCAAUCGCUGUAAAGAGUGAUCCGCUGUAGUACUCAAGAAGUGAUGUGAUGAGUAUAUUAUUGAUAAAAUUCGUCAGUGACGGAAAAUUGAAUACUGUAAGGGCUGUGUUAAUACGGUGUGUAAUACGGUUAUUCGAGAUUAUAGCAUAGCUGGUGAUACGGAUAAUCUGUUGAACAUAAGACACUUAGUCACCACUGAUAAAAGUAUACUGUUAUUUUUUUAUGUAAGCAGCAACAGGUCCACAGUUCUCUGUAAGUAUUCUUUUGACAACAGACAAAAAUCGUACAUAAAAAUUAUAAUUUACAUUUCUAUGACACACAAUAUUGAAUAGUUUUGAAUGCUUAAUUGGUCGUUUAUAAUUGAUUAACGAUGUUCAUAAGGUAGUAAGUAAUAAACAUUUCUAUAAAAUAAAUAAGAUUAUGAAGAAAAAGUGUCCAAAUUGAAUCGAUCACUUUCACUUGUAUUCUUUAAUUUUAUUUACCACAGUAAGUUUAUAAAUGUGGUUAUAACAACUAGUUAUACUUGAAUUAAUUUCAACAGCGCUCUAUGAGAGUGAAAAAUGUAUUCUUAUUGUAUGUAUUAUCAGUAUCAAAAGCAAAAUGUGUGGGGACAAAGUUCCAGGUGAAUCGGGCUUAUUAGAAGUGUCCCCGCUUAAGGUUAACAUUGAUUAUUUGGGCUUCUUUUGGUGUAAUUGGGGUCGAAAUACGAGCGAAAUUAAUGUGAAUGAUUAAUUUAUGAUCUUUCAUUUUUAUAUUAAUUUCUUUAUCUUUUUUUUUUUUUACUUUAUCUCCAACUACAAAAUUCAUUUUACAAUCUUUUUAUCCUUAUAAUGAGUAAUUAUUUUGGAAUAAAAAUAAAAAGUCAAGUUGUGGCAAUCGUAAACCUACUGAGACUUACGAGGAGAGACGAAGUAGAUGGUGCCCCCCUACUGGAGAUGGAGAGGCCCUUGCCCCCAUGUUUUCGUCUCCUGUGGGUAUUGUUUCAACUUUACUUUGUCGUUACCUCUACUGUUUUAUUUUAAUUCUGUUUUGAUUACAGAUUUAGUCGUUACUUCUAGAAAGUUAUUAAAAUUUUCACAUACAUUAAAGAGCUUACUGUAAACAUUUUAAGUUGUUGUUUGUUUGUUUUUUUACUUCGAUUUAAAUACUCUCAUCUCUGCAAAAAUUGCUAGAAUUCUUCAGAUUUUUUAUAAUAAGAGGUGGAAAGACCCCGAUACUUAUAAUGCUGAAAUUCAGUUUACUGUGCAGCUCUGCACUGAAACAAAUAAACAUAUAAAACAACUUUAAGCGUCAAUUGAGAUUCGAUAUGGUACUGAUUGAAAUGUUUGUAAUCCUUCAGCUUAGACACUUAGAUGGUUGUUUGUUUCCAGUUUUAUAGAGCAGAAUUGUUAUGUUUUAUUUAAGGCUUCUUAUUUUAAGAAAUGAAGUUAUCAAUACUUAAUUAAAGUCUCUCCUCAUAUAAAAGUACAAUAAUUCUGUUUUAUUUAUACUUACUAUUUAUAAGUAAUCAAAUUAUCUACAGUUUCUCCUCUUGUGGUCAAUUUUAUUUACGGUUUCUUUUUAUGAGGAAUAAAGUUACAUAAUUCUUUUAUAUAUUUUUUUUAUCUUUUGGAGUAGACUGAAUCAGUUUUUGUAUUAUUACAUUUUACAUAGGUUAGAAUUCGAUUUUAUUUUUACAGUAGAAGAAAAAUGAUCCAGUUUUCUUUGUGAUUGCUCCUCACGUGAAAUAUAAGUAUUCACGGCUGUUUAUAGUUUCAUCACAAAUGGGAUGAUCCAGUUUUAUUUAUAGCUUCAAUUUAUAAA
Limulus polyphemus (Atlantic horseshoe crab) is the source of this 8141-nucleotide messenger RNA. RefSeq names its product neurexin-1-like. The coding region runs from base 472 to 5142 and encodes 1556 amino acids. The transcript has 18 exons. The record is from RefSeq and is a predicted model, not a curated record. Gene Ontology annotation, biological process: methylation. Gene Ontology annotation, molecular function: calcium ion binding; methyltransferase activity; nucleic acid binding. NCBI's taxonomy places the organism in Eukaryota, Metazoa, Arthropoda, Merostomata, Xiphosura, Limulidae.